CUUCGACAGAUACUUCUUAGACUGCGCGGAGUACGCAAGGAUCAUGACCGCAACUAUCGCCCGCGACGACCAGAUCUGCGCAGAGGCGGCCGGUGUUUGGUACAGCGGCUCCUACUCGGAGCGGGACGACGCCGACUUCACCGCGGCCGAGAUGUGCUGCAUCUGCGGAGGUGGCAGGCUCAAUGUGAAGAGCUCUGCAGAGUGCUGGGACAGGUGGACUGAGGACUGCACAGCGAUGCCGCGGGAGAACCUCGCGUGGUUUCGCUACGUGCGUGGCCUCUUCCAGUACUUGUACACCAAGCCUGGGUUCGAGGACGGCGUGAAGAACGUCGUCAAUGAAGACUACGUCGGCAUCGCCCCGUCGGAGCGAGAAGCGGAGGUAAUCGUGCAGUCCAUCACGCUCGGUUGGUUCUUCCGGAUGCUGGCAACCUCGAGCGAUUGGGAGAUCGCGCCAGGCAUACCGCACCCUCGCGGUCUGACCGGCUGCGCGUUCCUCGCCUCGUACGAGAUCGCCGCUCUCCUCAAUCUAGACCUGUGCAAUCCGGUCGAGGGCACGUCCAUCAAAUCCGAGAGGCUCCGUCCCCUGCCGCCGGCCCCGUCCCUCGUCCUGAGCACGAACUAUGGCACCGAGAAGAACACUCUUGUCCACAAGCACUGA
Molecule: messenger RNA, 658 nt
Organism: Prorocentrum cordatum
Lineage: Eukaryota; Dinophyceae; Prorocentrales; Prorocentraceae
Source: the annotation of a GenBank genome assembly